AUGAAAAGUUUCCGAAAAUUAUUAUGGGACAAGAAUUCGCUAUGCAUAUCAUUAAUAAAAUUUUAUUCGACAGAAAAAAAAGUAGUACCUACUAAACCUAGACAACCUGUUGAUCCAAGAAGAAUUUUUAAAGUGUACCGGUUCGGAGGUAUUCUCAGCAAAGAGAAGCCUAAAUUGGUAAAUUACGACCUGGAUGUUAGCAAAUGUGGACGGAUGAUCUUAGAUGCUCUUAUUAAAAUUAAGGACAUGGAUCCGACACUCGUAUUUCGAAGAUCCUGCCGAGAAGGCAUUUGCGGUUCAUGUGCUGUUAACCUUCAAGGAACGAACUGUCUUGCUUGCAUUACACCUAUUCCACCAGAUAAAGUUAUAACCAUACAUCCGAUACCUCAUAUGUAUGUUAUUAGAGACCUAGUGGUUGAUAUGACUCAUUUUUUUGACGCGUACAACAGUAUUCGCCCUUAUCUUGUACGAUUGAAUAAAGGACCUUUAGGUAAAUACCAAUAUGCUCAAAGCAUUAAUGACAAUGCGAAGUUAGUUGGGUUAUAUGAGUGUGUUCUUUGUUCGUGCUGCUCUACCGCCUGUCCCAGCUAUUGGUGGAACGGACGGAGGUUUAUGGGCCCUGCUACGUUACUCCACGCCUAUAGGUGGAUUAUUGAUUCUCGUGACGAAGACACGGAACAAAGAUUGCAUGAACUGAGAGAUGACUUCAAAGCUUUUCGUUGUCACACCAUCUUGAAUUGCACUCUUGCUUGUCCUAAAGGACUGCAUCCUGGUUUGGCUAUUGCUAAAUUGAAAAGAUUAAUUUCAGGACUUGACAAGAAGCCGCUGUCGGAAAUCAAUGCUAUGAUACAUUCAGAACCUGCGGCUAAGUGUUGAAAUUUAUGCUAAUUUCUUAGUUUCAAGGUAUAUUGUUUUGGCUAUUUAUAAAAAUCACUGUUUUGUAGAAACUUAAAUGUACAUACAAAUAACUGCUGAGAUAUUUUUGCAGCUG
Molecule: messenger RNA, 991 nt
Organism: Vanessa atalanta (red admiral)
Lineage: Eukaryota; Metazoa; Arthropoda; Insecta; Lepidoptera; Nymphalidae
Product: succinate dehydrogenase [ubiquinone] iron-sulfur subunit-like
Exons: 1
Coding region: 1-876 (291 amino acids)
Biological process (GO): tricarboxylic acid cycle; aerobic respiration; respiratory electron transport chain
Molecular function (GO): 2 iron, 2 sulfur cluster binding; electron transfer activity
Source: RefSeq, a predicted model, not a curated record